Carassius auratus (goldfish) is the source of this 2343-nucleotide messenger RNA. RefSeq names its product cadherin-10-like. Bases 85 to 1821 code for a protein of 578 amino acids. Gene Ontology annotation, molecular function: calcium ion binding. The transcript has 13 exons. The record is from RefSeq and is a predicted model, not a curated record. Gene Ontology annotation, biological process: homophilic cell-cell adhesion. NCBI's taxonomy places the organism in Eukaryota, Metazoa, Chordata, Actinopteri, Cypriniformes, Cyprinidae. Gene Ontology annotation, cellular component: plasma membrane.
GGUGUGUACACUCCCUCAUCACCUGGAGACGUGUGCUUAAUCUCAGCCACAGACUCCGACAUUGGAGAUAAUGGACGUGUCACCAUGACUCUUUCUUCUUACAGCAAUAUCUUCAGCUUCAAAGAUGAUGGGACUCUACUAGCAAUUGAGGAGCUGGAUCGAGAGACACAAGAUGUUUAUGAUUUGGUCGUUGUCGCUGUGGAUCAUGGGAGCCCACAGGGAACUAACAUCACCACAGUGAGGGUCAGUAUCACAGACGUCAAUGACAAUGCUCCAGUCUUCAGCUCUGACACCUACAGCAAAAGCGUUGUGGUUAAAGACGCCAAGGUUGGAGAAGUGCUGCUGACGCUCUCUGCCACAGAUAAAGAUGCCGGAUCAAACGCAAUCAUUAGCUACAGUUUCUCUGAAGCGUCUUCCAUGGUUGCACUGGAUGCUGAAACAGGAGACAUCACUUUGACCUCUGACCUAAGUGAGGUCAUAGAAGACACACUACUAACCCUUACUGCUACAGCGACAGAUCACGGAGCGCCAGCAAAGUCUGAUGAAGCCGAAGUCUUGAUCUACUUCCAAAUUUCCUCCAUCUCUGAGAGUGUGGCUUUUGAGAACUCCUCCUACAACUUCAAAGUUAAGGAGAACGAACCUGAGGCCACAAUAGUAGGCAAAGUCAAGGCUUUAACAGGGAGUCCAGUGGUUACAGUCAGCUAUAACAUAAAGACACAUGAGGAUGUCUUCUCUGUGGAUGAGGAAGGAACCAUAAAAGCUCUCAGACCACUGGACAAGGAGGAAGAGGAGUGGAACAUCCUCACCAUUGAGGCCAUAGACUCCAGAACUCCUCCAAACACUGCAGAGACAACGGUCAGUGUUCAGGUUGAGAAUGUAAAUGAGGCUCCUGUGUUUGACGCUGAAAUGUACAAGGCAGAAAUUUUCAGUAUCACUCCAUACAAAUUCCCUGUAGUGAAGGUCCAGGCAUCAGACCCUGAUGUUGGCGAGAGCUCAGAUUUGGUGUAUUCACUACUGGAGCCCACAUCUCUGGUGGAAGUGGAGGCAAACACUGGUCAGAUCUAUGUACUGGAUGCAUCUAGUGUUGGCAACGGUCUGUUCACUUUACAUGUUAAAGCCACUGAUAAACAUGAACUGUUCACGACUACAAAACUUGAGUUCACGGUGAAAGAAAGUGAAAGUGACAACAUCGUGGUGCUCUCUCUAAACCAGCCUGUGUUCACAGUGGAGAAGAAGAUACCAGAGAUUGAAGAUUCCAUGAAGAAAGCUUUAGGUUUGACUGUGAAAGUCCUCACUGUGAGAGCUCAAGAUGGGAUUGAGAUGCGCACCAUUCUCCGAGAAUCUACAGCCAAGACUUACAUCAGCUUCAUUGCCAUGGACUCCAGUGGUGCUGUCGUUGAAGCCACGGAAGUCAAAGAGAAACUGCAGAGUAAUCAAAACACUUUAAAAGCAGAACUGGAGAAAGUGUUUGGUUCUGAUUUGGAGUUCAAAGUUGAGGAUGGUUCUGGAAACAAUUCUGAGGAUUCCAGUCAAGUAGCAGUCAUCGCACUCGGUGUUCUGCUGGCUGUAAGCAUUGUGGGACUUAUCAUUGUGACAACUGUCUUUCUCGUUAGGAAUAAGAAAAUGAAGUACGUGGAUACUGACAAAGAGAGCUUCAAUAUUGGAAGAACCAAUAUCAGAUCAAGUAUUGACAGUAGUUUUCAGUUUUCCAGUAAAAAAGAAGAAGCCAAAGAGGUUGAGUUCAGUAACACGCGCGAGUCUGAAAGAUACUCCGAAAAUAAUACGGAUUUGAAAACUGGAAACAGCAUCUCUGCAUUUUGAGACAUCCUGAUGGAUCAUGAGACUUCAUGAGUUUUAAAAUGAAUUCUGACACACUGUUAACUUCUGCAUUUUAAGGCAAUUCCAAAAGAUACAAGCUAAUCCCAUAAUGCAUUGGGACAAGACAGAGCGAAAUGUUGACUAUAAAUAUACUUCUUUCAGUUAAUAAUGAAAAAUUGCCAAUUUUACUCAACAUGUUAUACCUGUAGAGUUUGCAAUAUCAGUCACUUCCAGGUUUCAUUUCAGUUAAGAUGCUUAAACUCACCCAUCUUUGGAAAAGAGAAAAAAAUCUUCUUUGUAUACGUUUUUCUUUUCUUUUAAGUAAUAUCUUUGUUCAACUGCCUUACAUUUUGUUAACUAAUUUUCAAUGUGGUCUUUUACAAAGGGACCUCCCGAAGCCUGCUCACAAAUAACAGAAGGCUUUUGCACUUUAACUCGCUUAACUGGUAUUAAAACACUUUUAAUUUGUAUCUUUGAUGUAAAUACCUUUUUAGAAUGAUUAAAAUAAAAAAUAAAAAAAUCUUA